This is a messenger RNA of Papaver somniferum (opium poppy), 936 nucleotides long. RefSeq lists its product as uncharacterized. Bases 1 to 936 code for a protein of 311 amino acids. Lineage: Eukaryota; Viridiplantae; Streptophyta; Magnoliopsida; Ranunculales; Papaveraceae. The transcript is spliced from 2 exons. The record is from RefSeq and is a predicted model, not a curated record.
AUGGCCUUAUUACUCUAUGUUGAUGAUAUUAUAUUAACAGGAUCAUCAAAAAUAUUGCUUACUGAUCUUAUAAAAUAUUUGAGUAACAAUUUUGCUAUGAAGGAAUUAGGGAAUUUGCAUUAUUUCCUAGGAUUAGAAGCAGUCAGAUCAGAAAAUUCUAUUAUGUUGUCUGAAAACAAAUAUACUAUGGAAUUACUCUCUAAAGCUCACAUGCUAGACUGUAAUCCUUGUAGUACUCCAGUUUCUAAAGGACCUAGAGUAUCUAUCAAGGAAGGGGUUUUAUUACCAAAUGCUACUGAAUACAGAACUAUAGUAGGAAUGUUGCAGUAUUUGUGCUUAACCAGGCCUGACAUUUGUUUUGAUGUAAAUUAUGCUAGCAAGUAUAUGCAUUCUCCUACUGACAUUCAUCUAUUACUAGUUAAAAGUAUCCUUAGGUACUUACAAGGUACACUUGGUUAUGGUAUAACAUUAAGAAAGGGAGAUAUUGAAUGCUUAACAGCUUUUACUGACUCAGAUUGGGGUAGUUGUCCUGAGACAUCAAGAUCCACUUGUGGGUAUGCAAUUUUUAUGGGAAAAUAUUUAAUCUCAUGGUCAAGCAAAAAGCAUCCUACUGUGUCUAGAUCAACAGCAGAGGCAGAAUAUAAAAGUUUGUCAGUUGCUACAACAGAGUUGGAGGUAAAACAUAUAAAAAUUCAUUAUCAUGUUGUCAGGGAGUUGAUAGAACAAGGAUUUCUCACAGUUCAGCAUGUCUCUUCAGAAAAUCAGUUAGCAUAUUUGUUUACAAAGGGACUAUGUGCUCCAAUUUUUACUUCACUACUGCAACAGUUACUGGUACUUCCUACUUCUUCAGAUACUUCCAUCCAUAUUUCAGCUGGUUCUUCUACUUCUUCAGACAUUUCUGUUGUUGCUGCUACUGAAGAUAUUUCAAAUUUCUGA